Eremothecium gossypii ATCC 10895 is the source of this 2748-nucleotide messenger RNA. RefSeq names its product Gpr1p (gene GPR1). The transcript has a single exon. NCBI's taxonomy places the organism in Eukaryota, Fungi, Ascomycota, Saccharomycetes, Saccharomycetales, Saccharomycetaceae. Gene Ontology annotation, biological process: adenylate cyclase-activating G protein-coupled receptor signaling pathway. Gene Ontology annotation, cellular component: plasma membrane. The coding region runs from base 1 to 2748 and encodes 915 amino acids. The record is from RefSeq and is marked provisional. Gene Ontology annotation, molecular function: G protein-coupled receptor activity.
AUGGAGGGCGCGUCUCAGAUACAGUGCAUGGACAGCAACUACACAUGUGUAUUCGGGUCCUACAACACAACCACGGUGAACCUCGUGCUCGGACUGCCGGGGAUGUUCUCGACGUUCACCUCGAGCCAGCUGCUGAAGCUGCGAAUCCUGGCAAUCACGGCGUCGGCGGUGUCCAUAAUAGCCGGCAUCAUCGGCUUGGAGAUGGUAGCGUGUAUCGACCGUCGCCGUAAGGUCUUCAGACACCAUAUGGUGAUGUUUCUGAUCGUGUUUGACCUGCUCAAGGCCAUCGUGCUGCUGGUCUACCCCGUGACGAUCCUUAUCAACAAUGGGGUAUAUGCGACACCAGCGUUUUUCAAUGUGGUCGGCUGGCUGACCGCCUACGCGAUAGAGGGCGCAGACAUCGCCAUAGUCAUCUUUGCCAUUCACUUCGGGCUGCUGAUCUUCAGGCCGAACUGGAAGUGGCCGAACCCGACGACGGGCAACAUGGAGGGCGGCUUCUACAAAUGCCGAAGAUUUAUGUACCCGAUUGCUGGCCUUCUACCGAUGCUUUUGGCGAGCUUGGCGUUCAUCGGGUACGACAAGAAGCACGAUCCCAGUGUCUCCGGAGUGGUGAUUCUGGACAACAACACAUACCACUUCCCAUCUGACCCCAGGGUCGGGGGCUACAAGCCGAUGAGUGCGUGGUGCUACUUACCGCCUUAUCCUUAUUGGUAUAAGCUCGUGCUAUCGUGGGGCCCGAGAUAUGUUAUAUUCGUAUCCAUCUGCGGCAUCUACGUUAGCAUUUACGUUUACGUUUCAAGCAAGAGCCAGAGGAUAAAGAGCGAACUUGGUGAUUUUCAUCAGCGAACUAGUUCACGCAGGAGAGUAACAUUAUCGUCCCAGGAAACUAGAGACCCACCUAAGACUCUCCAACAGCGAGUCGUACGAUCUGCUACUUAUUUCGCCGACAGUCUGGGCCUUGUCUGGCUAUUUCGCACUGUCAAAAAUUUCUUCCUAUUAACUGCAGAAGAUGAACAGUUCGAAUCAGAUCCGGAAGAUAGUUGCGGGGAUGAGGAGGUAGAAGACUUUUAUCAUGGUGUCAAAUCCCUGAACUACGACGAGGAACAUUUGGCCCCUACAACAGCAUCCGAUGGCGCAAGCCUUGGAGACGGAAUUUUGCCAGGCCCACUUGGCUCAUCUACAGGUCGGCAUUUCCUGCUACCUCCAACAAUUGCUAAUGCCUACGGUUCUAACACAGAAGGGGCCUCUAGGGUAUCAUCAGCUUACGCGGGGGACAAUGCCGCUCUUUUGGGCGUUGCGCGGGAUCAGCAAUCUCUGAAUUCCGAGAAUGACGUUAAACACAAGCCCUCUUUGGGACGGAGGGAAAGCUUCUUUUCGAAUAGGUCUUCGUGUUCGAGAAAAUUUCCUAAGACAGCUAUACAACCUCUGUCCCCAAUACUCUCUCCCUCCGCCAUGCAUGUCAGCAGACCGCUCCCUGUGGAAAUGUUUGAGCAUAAUAUGGACAUGAAGUCAGCUAUGGCUUCCCUGCACGAGCCGCUUCAUCAAUAUGACUAUUAUUACCCUGGUGCAUUAACCGAUCUGAAGAAAGAUAUUCAUUCGGAUACGUACAAGGAGUUCAAGCGCAGGCGGUAUCAGAUACGGAAACAGCUCAAAUCUUUAUUUAUCUACCCUUUUGCUUACUUGGUAGUGUGGCUGUUUCCUUUCAUUGUUGAUUGCACACAUUACCGGUAUGAGCUCCGCAAUGGCCCAAUAAUAUGGCUUGCUUAUAUUGCUACGUUUAUGCAGCCGCUGAACUGCUUGGUUGAUGUUUUUGUCGCCAGUUACAGAGAGAGACCAUGGCGCUACACUUGGUCGUCCAUUGAGAAGAAAGAAAUAUUGAAUAAAUAUUUAUUGAAGGGAGAGCUGGGUGAACAAACUAUUAUGGAACUAGUCAACAGCGAUCUCGGUCGCCGUGGCUGGUACUAUCGAGGAAGGUGGAUGAAGCGCGAGUGCUGGAGGCAUAAGCCAAGUCGGUGGAAGCGUGCUUGCUGGUACGUUUACCGCACUGUCAAGGGCUUCAUCAAAAACGAUUAUGAUUUCACCGACAACUGUAAUGAUCACGAAUACUGGGAAAAAUACUACACUUUAGGAUUAUCAUCCGAGUCUAGUUAUGAUACCCGAAAGAAUACCGAUAAUGAUACAAAUCCCAUUGGCAUGUCUGGUACCUGCCCAAGGGAAGCAAAUACCGCCCCAGUUUCAAAGCAAGAGAAUGAAAUAAUAAGGAUACCUAUAUAUUGGAGAAUCAUACACUGUCAUCCAAUGAUGAGGGGGAUUGACCUGGAUGAAUUAGACCGGAAAAUACGUCUAAAGAGCAAGGAAUAUAACUUUGUGACUCCGGGUUUACAUGCAGCGCUGACUGGUUCAGCACGUCACUGUUUCGACCCAACUGGAGAUUCAUAUCAUCAGAUCAGUGACCCGAGUUUCCCUCCUAAUUAUAGUAUUGGUGACGGGAAUAAGGGAACACCCGCGUCAUUUGCUGCACCUAGUGAUUCAGGAGACUUACCAGUCUCUCUUAGGGUCACAGCACAGGAUAGAGCUGGUGACAAUGUGGCAUUUUCUGACGAGACUAACGAUGUACAUUUUGCUCAAGGCACCAAAGGCAUAGACGGACAGUCCGUAGCUGAUUCUGGAAGCCAGAUGAUUGAUCUUUUAAGCUUUUUAAAGGGACAUGAGGACCGCCCAUCCAGAGACACAAUCACUCACCAAUGA